AUGGAACGAUAUCAGAGACGGAGUCCCGGGCCCCGGGCAAACACCCAGGAAUCUGUGCCCGUUAAGCACGUCGAUCAGCGAGAAGGAAGAUGA
Cladophialophora carrionii CBS 160.54 is the source of this 93-nucleotide messenger RNA. RefSeq lists its product as uncharacterized. Lineage: Eukaryota; Fungi; Ascomycota; Eurotiomycetes; Chaetothyriales; Herpotrichiellaceae. The coding region runs from base 1 to 93 and encodes 30 amino acids. The record is from RefSeq and is a predicted model, not a curated record. The transcript has a single exon.